Solenopsis invicta (red fire ant) is the source of this 1477-nucleotide messenger RNA. Its product is annotated as farnesyl pyrophosphate synthase. Gene Ontology annotation, cellular component: cytoplasm. Gene Ontology annotation, biological process: trans, trans-farnesyl diphosphate biosynthetic process. The transcript is spliced from 6 exons. Lineage: Eukaryota; Metazoa; Arthropoda; Insecta; Hymenoptera; Formicidae. Bases 250 to 1293 code for a protein of 347 amino acids. Gene Ontology annotation, molecular function: dimethylallyltranstransferase activity; (2E,6E)-farnesyl diphosphate synthase activity. The record is from RefSeq and is a predicted model, not a curated record.
UCAAUGUUUAGAAGACUUUCGAGUCUCUUGGUGUAAAGAAGGUAUUGAAAUUUAAUCAGAUAUGAAACAAAAGACACUGGAGAUAUAAAUUUAACAAGAAAAGAUUUUAGUUUAUUGCUUUUGUUAUUAUAUUGUUGAUUUGUAAUUUAUAACAAUUUUAUUCACGAUGUGAUUAAAUCAUUAUUGACCAUUGCUAAGUUUUAGAACGCAAUACGACAAAAAUAUAUUCUCUUUUUUUUAACUUAAACAAUGUGGGAAACGACGGAGGAGGAAAUUCGGGAGAUGAUGGCAGUGUGGCCGGAAAUUGUUCGUGAAAUCAUGGAACAUGUCAAAAACAUUCCUAACAUUGGUAAAUGGUUGGAAAAAGUAUUACAAUAUAAUGUCUCAGGAACAAAGAAACUUCAUAGCUUAACAUUAAUUUAUGCCUACAAGUUGAUAGCGUCUAAUGAACAACAGACACAAGAUAACAUUUACCUUGUGCGGAUUUUAGCAUGGUGUCUGGAAAUGGCGAUGGCUUACCUAGUCAUGAUCGAUGACAUUAUGGAUCGGUCGUUAUUUCGCCGAGGUCAACCAUGCUGGUAUCGACACGAUGAUAUAGGUUUAAUGGCAAUCAAUGAUGGCUUAUUAGUAGAAAGCACUGUGUAUUAUUUAAUUCGGAAAUACUUCAAAGGGAAAGAAUGUUAUGAUAAUUUAGUAGAAACAUUUCAACAGGUUAUAUUUAAGAUACUAAUAGGCCAGUUUUUGGAUAUGUCCUCAACUUUCAAGAAAUCUAAUUUGGAUCAGUUUACGAUGAAUCAAUAUAAUUCCAUUGCUAAGUGGAAAGGGUAUGGAACACUUUUUGUGCCAACGGUUCUAGCAAUGCAUUUUGCUGGAACAAAAGAUUCAGAGAUAUUCAAGCAAUCAGAAACUAUCUUGUCAGAGUUGAUAAUACCUUUGUAUCAAAUCCAAGACGAUUAUUUAGGUUGUUUUGGGGAUUUUGAAGUUUUGGGCAAAGAUGGUACUGAUAUAGAAGAAGGUAAAUGUACGUGGCUAAUUGUUAAAGCUCUUGAACGUGUCACUCCGGAACAGCGUAAAAUUUUAGAAGAAUGUUACGGAGUUUCGGAUCCGGAGAAAGUAAAACGCGUAAAACAGCUCUACAUUGAUUUGGAUUUGCAGAACGUUUUUUUUAAAUACGAAGAAGAAAUGUAUAAUAUUAUAAAAGCACAAAUAGAGCAAAUAUCAUGCAAAAAUCAACAACGCUUUCUCAUGGGUUUGUUAGGGAAGUUUUAUGGCAGACGGGUCUGUGAUUUCUGAAACAUAUGUGGCUUAAAUACUACGAUUUUAAGCAAGUAUUUGUUUUAAACAUGUUAAACCAUAUUUAAAACAGAUUUUUCACUUUACAAAAACAAUAUGUAUUAUCUUCGGCGAAUUGUGCACAUUUAUAGAUUUUGCACUUGUAAAAAUAAAUAAAUAAAUAAAUCAAUAUUGUUAUUUUAAA